This is a messenger RNA of Orussus abietinus, 1951 nucleotides long. It is a transcript of the gene ninaG, whose product is annotated as neither inactivation nor afterpotential protein G. The record is from RefSeq and is a predicted model, not a curated record. The coding region runs from base 26 to 1741 and encodes 571 amino acids. Lineage: Eukaryota; Metazoa; Arthropoda; Insecta; Hymenoptera; Orussidae. Gene Ontology annotation, molecular function: oxidoreductase activity, acting on CH-OH group of donors; flavin adenine dinucleotide binding. The transcript has 9 exons.
ACCACGAGGCGAUUGCAUUUUCGAGAUGCGCUACCACGUAGUUAUCUCCGUCAUCAUUUUGUUUAAUUCGAUAGUUUAUCACCGCUACUUCAAUAAUCCGGUCAGUAUUGUUGACCGGGCUGAGCUUCGUUACGAUUAUAUUGUCGUUGGCGGUGGUACUGCAGGAUGCGUUGUUGCAUCUCGCCUCUCGGAGAUGUCAAACGUGACAGUUCUUCUUGUCGAGGCUGGAGGAUACUUCAACUGGCUGUCAAUGAUACCAUUGGCAGCUCCUCUCAUGCAAGGAUCGGCGAAUGAUUGGUCCUUUAAAACGGAGCCUCAGUUAUUCUCCUCUAAGGGUCUCGAGAACCAUAGACAAUCGUACCCGCUUGGACGAGGUCUGGGAGGAAGUGGCCAGCUGAAUUACUUGGUCCACUCUUUCGGGAAACCGGAGGACUUCCAAAAUUGGCCCAAUGGAUGGACCCAUGACGAUUUGCUGCCAUAUUUUGAAAACGUGGCGAGCACCAUGAACGUUGAAUCUAUUCCAACCGAUGGGGAAUUAAUUCAGGCGUUUCUGCAUGCUGGGAAAUCUGUACCCACCGAAGAUGCGUCUUUUCAUCCUGCCAGCAGCACUCUGAGAAGAGGAGCAAGAUUGAGUUCUUAUCACGCGUAUCUUCAAUAUGCAUGGCAUAGAAAUAAUCUCCACGUACUGACCGAAACUCGAGCAACUAAAAUAAUUUUUUACAAUGCAACCACUGACGGAAUCGAAGUGACCUACAAGGACGACACGCAAGGCGUCAUCCUCGCAAAAAAGGAAGUCAUCCUCUGUGCCGGGAGUGUCAAUACUCCACAAUUGCUCAUGAUUUCCGGUGUCGGGUCUUCCGAGGAACUGGAGAGGCUUGGAAUACCAAUUGUAUCGAACAGGUCGAAUGUGGGAAAGAACUUAUUUGACCACUUAAAUGUACCUCUCUACGUGAACCUUGAAGCACCGAUCAGCGCCACAUUAAGAAAGAUACAGAGUAUCAGCGAGGUCUACAAGUACUUUGUUUCCGGAACAGGACUGCUGGCCACGAAUGGAAUCAUCGGAUUGGCCAGCCUUAAUGGCAGUGGGAUUAUUUUCUUCAGCGGUGCCUCGGCUGACGAGAAACUGCUGAAAAAUAUUGCCAAUUUUAAGACAGAAACUUUCAGGGCGAUGUUCCCUUCCCACAACAAUACCUCGCAUGAGGGUUUCCUUUAUUUAACAAGUUGUUGGCAGCCAAAAAGUCGGGGCACCAUUUCUCUGCGAUCAGCCAGUAUUUUCGAUCCUCCUGUAAUUGAUCCUGCCUACCUGGAAAAUGACGAUGACGUGGAAUGCAUUCAAAAAGCCAUAAAACUAGCUCUACAAACGCUGGAUACAAAGCUGUUCCGGGAGUUCGGUGCCCGAAUCCACGUUCCUGAUCUCGAUGACUGUCGCCACUGGAAGCAAGACUACCUGGACGAUGACUACUCGGAGUGUGUCAUGAGGACCGCGGGUCUCACCAGUCAUCAUCCCUGUGGAUCUUGUCAAAUGGGCACAAACGAUGAUGCAGUAGUCGACGAGUAUUUGAGGGUAAAGGGCGUCAAUGGUUUGAGGAUAGCCGAUGCCAGCAUCUUGCCAUCUCCAAUAUCUGGGACGCCGAAUUCCGUGAUAAUAGCGAUAGCGAAUCGCGCGGUUGACGUAAUUUUGGGCCAUUCGACCGCUCGUUUUAAUUCCUUUCUGAAGACCAAAUCACAGCCGAACGUCUGAACUAGUACACAUGACUCCACUAAAUUGCCUCGUUAUCGAAUUUAGUCAGCGACCCUCCUUAUCGACAUCCAUCAUGCCUUUCCCUUAAUCGAGUGGGCGGAUUCUGCGAAUAAAAUUACAGUAUUUUUAUACAAGCAUCUGUUUCGCCGAUCCAAGGUCGCUACGUUAAGGUGUACCGAUAUCUGAUUGGGAGAUAAAGUGAUACGAAGA